AUGGUGGAUAAAAAGUGCUCUAAAAACUUUCCAAAACAAUUCAGUAAUCAUUCGUCUGUUGAUCAGAAUGGUUUUCUGUUAUAUAGGCGAAGAAACGAUGGUCAUUUUGUAGAAAAAUCAGGUGUUAGGUUGGAUAAUAGAAAUGUUGUUCCAUACAACAAAUAUCUAUUGAAAAGAUAUCAGACACAUAUUAAUAUUAAAUGGUGCAAUCAGGGAUCUUCUAUAAAGUAUUUGUUUAAAUACAUAAAUAAGGGUCCUGAUAGAGCUACAGUUGUUGUUGUACCAACCAACAAUGAAUGUGAAAAUAAUGAUGCGGUCGAUGAAAUAGCUGAAUAUUACGAUUGUAGAUAUUUAUCAGCAUGUGAAGCAUUAUGGCGAAUUUUUAAAUAUUAUGUUCAUUGCAGAUAUCCUUCUGUUGUCAGACUACCUUUUCAUCUUCCUAAUCAACAGCAGAUUGUAUAUGGCGAAGACGAUGAUAUUCCUGAUGUUCUUGACAAACCUUCUGUUGCGGCUUCAAAGUUCACAGCUUGGAUGGAGUGUAAUGCAAUCGACAGUAAAGCACAAAAACUCACAUAUGUUGAAUUCCCUACAAAGUUUGUUUGGAUAUUAAAUGGUCGGUUUUGGAAGCGAAGGAAAGUAGGAAAAGCCAUCGGUAGAAUUCAUUCUGUUUCACCUAAACUAGGUGAAGCAUAUUUCUUAAGGAUUCUUUUAAAUAAAGUAAAAGGACCAACAUCAUUUGAUGAAAUUCGCAUGGUAAAUGGUCAAACACAUUCUUCUUUUAGAGAUGCUUGUUAUGCACUCGGGCUAUUAGAUGAUGACAAGGAAUACAUUGAUGCAAUUAAAGAAACAAGUCAUUCUAGUAUGUCUAAACCAGAGGUCGUUUGGGAAAAUACAUGGGAAUAUUUGGCAGAUGGAAUUCUAUAUAGCCAACGACAAAGAUUUAAGUCUGCAGAAUUGUCACUCGGAGUCGAUGAAUUUAAGAACUUAACUUUGUUCGAAAUACAACAAAUUUUACUUCGAAACAACUCUACUCUCAAAAACUUCAAAAACAUGUCAUACCCAGAUGUUGAAUCCGUUUCUUCUUCAAACAAUCGACUUAUCACCGAGGAGCUAGAUUACGACAUUCCCGUUAUAAAGAAUGACUAUGAUCGUAUGUUUCUUGCAUUAACAAAUGAGCAACGUAACAUUUUCCUAAACAUCAUGAGUGCUAUGCAAGAAAAUAAAGGAGGUGUCUUCUUUGUUUAUGGUUAUGGUGGAACGGGUAAAACUUUUUUUAUGGAAAACAAUAUCUACAGCAAUUAG
Molecule: messenger RNA, 1302 nt
Organism: Lactuca sativa (garden lettuce)
Lineage: Eukaryota; Viridiplantae; Streptophyta; Magnoliopsida; Asterales; Asteraceae
Biological process (GO): DNA repair; telomere maintenance
Molecular function (GO): DNA helicase activity
Source: RefSeq, a predicted model, not a curated record